CAACACGGUCUCCUCCAGCAGAAAACGAAAGGUUCAAGACCCGUCCGACGACGACCCGGCAGCCAAGCGUGUUGCCACCUCUCCCGCCGUCGACGAAACUACUCCCUCCGUCACCACGGCCAUGUCCAGCGAUGAAGACAUGUCCGACCGCAUGUCGGAGGACGACUACGACAACGAUAGCUUGGGCGAGCUAGACUCGGAGUUCGAUGAUGACGAUAACGAUCAGUUCCUCGACGACGUGAAGGACGAGAAACCGCAGAAGAAGGCGUACGAAGUUGAUUUCAAAACGUUAUCGUCGGGCGAGGUGCGGGCGGAACAGGUCUCGCAAGUCACAGAACUAUCGGACCUCUUCGGGUUGUCGUCGGAGCAGUGUGGGAUCCUCCUGCGCCAUUUCAAAUGGCAGAAGGAACGGUUGAUCGAGCGAUACAUGGACAACAUGGAGCGGGUCCUGGAGGAGGCUGGGCUCGGCUCGGAGUACGCAAUCACCCCGGUGCUCGAGAAGAUCCCCGGGUUUUCGUGCGAUAUCUGCUGCGAUGAGGGCCGGAGGCUGUUGACCUACUCGAUGAAGUGUGAUCACCGGUAUUGUGCAAACUGCUACCGGCAAUACCUGGAAUCGAAGAUCAAGGAUGAGGGGGAAGCUGCACGCAUACAAUGUCCGUCGGAAGGGUGCACGCGGAUCGUGGAUUCGAAGACGACGAAGCUUCUGAUUGCGCCCGAGGUCUACAAACGCUACGAGGAGCUCUUGAACCGAACAUAUGUCGACGACAAACAGAACCUCCGGUGGUGCCCUGCGCCCGAAUGCGAGUUUGCUAUAGACUGUCCUGUGCGGUCAACAGAACUCCACAAGAUAGUACCUACGGUCACAUGCAACUGCGGGAACCGGUUCUGCUUCGGGUGUGGACAGAGUGACCACCAGCCGUGUCCGUGCUCACUGAUCAAGAAGUGGCUCAAGAAGUGUGAGGACGAUUCGGAAACGUCGAACUGGAUAUCAGCACACACCAAAGAGUGCCCGAAGUGCGUGUCGACGAUCGAGAAGAAUGGUGGCUGUAACCACAUGACUUGUCGGAAGUGUAAGCACGAAUUCUGUUGGGUGUGUAUGGGGCCUUGGAACGAGCAUGGCACGAGCUGGUACAACUGCAACCGAUACGAGGAGAAGAGUGGGUCGGAAGCACGGGACAACCAGGCAAAGUCUCGGGCAUCUCUGGAGCGUUAUCUCCAUUACUAUAACCGUUAUGCCAACCACGACCACUCGGCAAAGCUCGACAAGGAUCUCUUCAUCAAGACGGAGAAGAAGAUGACGAUGCUGCAAUCCGCGUCGGGGAUGUCCUGGAUCGAAGUGCAGUACCUCGCUCAGGCGUCGUCGGUCUUACAGCAGUGCCGCCAAACCCUCAAGUGGACGUAUGCCUUUGCGUUUUACCUCGAGAGAAACAACAACACGUACAUCUUCGAAGACAACCAGAAGGAUCUAGAGAUGGCGGUUGAACAGCUUAGUGAGCUCUUUGAGAAACCCCCGGAUCAGCUCCGCGAGAGCAAGAAGGAGAUGAUGGAUCGUACCGCAUACGUCAACAAUCGUCGCCGGAUCCUGCUGGAGGAUACGGCGCAGGGUCUCAAGAAUGAACGAUGGGCGUUCACGGUCGACGUGUAGAUGGAGGUCAACCUAGCUAACUCUGCAGUGCGUUUUUACUCGGUUCAUUCUGCCGGAUAAUAGGAUGUGUAGACAUUGGUUG
Tricharina praecox is the source of this 1727-nucleotide messenger RNA. RefSeq lists its product as uncharacterized. The coding region runs from base 122 to 1645 and encodes 507 amino acids. NCBI's taxonomy places the organism in Eukaryota, Fungi, Ascomycota, Pezizomycetes, Pezizales, Pyronemataceae. The record is from RefSeq and is a predicted model, not a curated record. The transcript has 5 exons. Gene Ontology annotation, molecular function: zinc ion binding; ubiquitin protein ligase activity; ubiquitin conjugating enzyme binding. Gene Ontology annotation, cellular component: ubiquitin ligase complex; cytoplasm. Gene Ontology annotation, biological process: protein polyubiquitination; positive regulation of proteasomal ubiquitin-dependent protein catabolic process; ubiquitin-dependent protein catabolic process.